Strongylocentrotus purpuratus (purple sea urchin) is the source of this 3654-nucleotide messenger RNA. RefSeq names its product crustapain. Gene Ontology annotation, molecular function: cysteine-type endopeptidase activity. Lineage: Eukaryota; Metazoa; Echinodermata; Echinoidea; Camarodonta; Strongylocentrotidae. Gene Ontology annotation, cellular component: lysosome. The transcript has 10 exons. Gene Ontology annotation, biological process: immune response. The coding region runs from base 85 to 1764 and encodes 559 amino acids. The record is from RefSeq and is a predicted model, not a curated record.
UUCAUCACAUGCAGGCCUACCGUACCUAAACAAGGAGGAAGUGCCCGUGUUCAAUUUUAGAGUUAAGACAAUUGUGAUUUUUGGAUGUCAUUUUUAGAUAAAAUGUCGCCCCGUCAUAUGGUACUGGUGUGUUUCAUCCUGGUGGCAAGCCUCGCUAGCCUCCAGGCCUCUCCAGUGAAACCAGUCUUCAAGGAUCACUACCAUGCCUCCGGGCAAAUCAGACUGCCUUAUGCUGAAAUCAUCGAACCCUUUGAGAUCUUCUUCCAGGGCCCGAAAAACAGGAGUAGAAUGGAUACCUACAGUGGCAUGGACAAGGUGUACUUCCGAGGUGAUGAGAAGGAUUAUGGUAAUCUCUACAAGAUCUCUCCCGCUACCUUGAAAGGUAUCGCCUCUCUUGAGAGCUGUUUCCUCAUCCCCGGUGAGAAGGGGGCCCCGGUCAUGCCUCAGAGUAUGCUGCCUGAUCUCACUGGCUUCACGUUCUUAUCUGGUGGACUGCGAAACGGGCAGAGCGUAAACUUGUGGCAGAACAAAACCACCAUGACGUUUUUUAACCAGUCACGCACCAGCACGUACACCUUCGCCGUCACCACCACCACCCCUCCAAGACCUGUACAGUAUCGGAUGAUGGGAUUUGAUAGUCUGCUUGGUUCGCACUUUGACGAGUAUAUCAUCGAUUACGACUUCUAUGAUGAAGCAACUGCAAUCUCUGAUGAUAUCUUCAGCAUCCCCAAAAAUUUGACAUGUGCUGGAUUCCCAGGGCCUGGUGUGGAGCAGAAGAUCAAGGGCAACCCCAUGAGAGAGAUGGUGAACCCAGAGAUGGGUGACCGCCUCCAUCAGCUCUUUGAUGAGUACAAGCAGAAGUAUGACAAGAGCUACAAGACGGACUUGGAGCAUGUGCAACGCAAGGGCCAUUUCACCAAGAAUGUGAGGAUGAUCCAUUCCAUCAACCGAGCCAACCUGGGUUACGUACUGGACAUCAAUCACAUGGCUGACCAAUCACAUCAGGAGCUGAAGAGGAUGAGAGGUCGUCUUCGACAAACCAGACCCAACAACGGACUCCCCUAUGAUGGUUCUGACGUCAGCGAUGAUGCCGUACCAGACCAUAUCGACUGGAAUGUGCUGGGUGCUGUGAGUCCAGUCAAGGACCAGGCUGUAUGUGGAUCCUGUUGGAGUUUUGGAUCGGCAGAAACCAUUGAAGGAGCUGUCUUCAUGCAGAGUGGCAAGCGAGUGCGGCUCUCGCAGCAGAUGCUAAUGGACUGCACAUGGGCAGCAGGGAACAACGGGUGUGAUGGGGGCGAGGAAUGGAGAGUCUACGAGUGGCUCAUGAAGAAUGGAGGCAUCCCACUGGAAGAGACCUACGGACCUUACCUUGGACAGAAUGGGAUGUGCCAUUACGACAAGUCCAAGGCUGUAGCGAGUAUCAAGAAAUACUACAACGUGACCUCCGGUAACCAGAAGGACCUCAAGAAAGCUCUGGCGACCAAAGGACCUAUCGCUGUCGGCAUCGAUGCUGCUGUGCCCUCUUUCAGCUUCUACUCGUACGGGACAUAUUAUGAUGCUAGCUGUGGAAAUACAGUAGAUGAUCUUGACCACGCCGUGCUGGCCGUUGGCUACGGGACCGACAGCAGCGGUCAAGACUACUGGUUGAUCAAGAACUCCUGGUCCACCCAUUGGGGCAACAAUGGUUACGUGGCCAUCAGCAUGAAGGAUAACAAUUGUGGUGUGGCGACAGCUGCUACCUAUGUAGAACUAGAGAAAAACUAGAAGGAUGGUAACCACUAUGUCACAAUAACAUGAAUUCUUGUGUAGAAAUAAGAUAAAUGAUUAACUAAGAAAUAUUUCUUUCCUCACAAGAACGAAGGCCCAAAAUUUGAUGUUGCUAUGGCUGCUAGUUAUGUAGAACUUAAGUAAAACAAGUAUGUCACACUAACAAUAUAUCUGUAAUAGGGAUGAGGGAAAUGAUACGUUAUGAAGUAAUAUUGUUUUCUUAAGCAGUAUGAAGGACCCAAACUUCGUUGUACUCUUGUAGACUUUAGUAUUAAGAUGGUAAGGAUUUUGUGACAAUAAUACCAAUAGGGUAGUCGUAUACAAUAAAGGGUAGUAAGUUCACCACUGAAUAGUUCAUGUAUACCAACAUUUAUGAAGAAAUUCUAAUUCAUCUCAUUUACAACUUCCUAAAUAUUUAGAACUGAAGUAAAUGAAUGGUAAAUAUAAUGUUUCCUGAUUUAGGAUGGAUGUGAAACUUUUGUAAAAAUUUAGAUGAAGGGAUGGUAUGAGUACCUUUCAUGUGAUAUGAUCACACAUUUAUAAUUUUGCAGCAGUCUAAAAACUUCUAAAGUAAAUGUUUGAAUAAUUUGUUGUCUUUCGUCAAGUGUUUGUAAAUGUUAUGUGAUUAGAGGGAAGUAGAAAUCUAUUUCUUACUCUGUAUUUGGUCAAGGCGUUGACUACUGAAUGUUCUCCUUCCCAUAGGCUUAACACAGGGACCAUCCGGUUCCCAUAGACAAAGGGUUAAGGUGUUUGUAUCUUGAUGUUAUACCAAUAUGUAUGAGUACUUGUGAUGCUUCAUUAUUGCCUUUAAUGAAUAAAAAAAAUCAUAGAAAUUUAUUUACUAAAUAUGGUGCAAUUAGAAACAAAAGAAAGUAGAAAGUAUCUAUGUCAAUUUUCCAAAGAGUUAUACCAGAGAAGGUCAAAAGAAAGAGGCUGUUGUUUAAAACUUGAACGGAUUUGAUUAUCUUUUUAUGGAACAAAAAGAUGAUUGCCUUUCUAUGCUUUAGUUUGAUCUGAAAUAAAGACUUGUUCUAUUUUGGGCAUGGUAAUGGUGCACUAUUGUGAAUGUAUAGUAUUUUUGUUCAAUAAGUAGAGUUAUCAUUGUUAUAGUUAGUGGUUCUAAGGACAAUCUAUGUUUGUUUGAAGGUGCACUUUAAAAAAGCAAAUAUGGGACAAUUAUGUGAUAGUUGUGUGAUUUGUGUCCACAUCUAUAAAACAUAUUGAAACUUGUGUUUAUGUUUGUAUCGACUUCUCUAUACAUAAUGAUUGGGAUUUAAUGAAUACCUACACAUUUCUUUUGACAAUCGUACAAGUAUAAUAUAUCUUGAAACGUUGACAUUUCCAGCUAUGAUUGGUAAUUUUUCUAACAUAUAUGUGAAAUAUUUCUUAUUUGCACAUCAAUCAAAGAAAUUUGAUAACUAGAUUUAGAAUUAAAAAUUACCCAUUACAAUAAUUAUGAUUUAAAUGAUUUCAUGUCCUAUGCAAUAAGUGAAUCUACCUUGAAGUGAUUUAAAAAUACACUCUCAGUACUUAAUCUUUUAAUUCAAAGAAUAAACUACAGUGGACUGAGUUCCAGCUACAAAUCAUUCAAUACAUACUGAGUUUCAAACUUUAUUUUGCCUGAAAAUCAGAUGAGUGGGCAGAAAAUGUAAUAUAUGUUCAUUCUUCAUUAGUCUUAAUUGGCUUGGGGGGGGGGGGGUGUAAUGCUCCUCUAUAGAUCAUGCAUACUUUGUGUUGAUAUUAGUCCAUUGUAGAAAUAAUGUUUGUAUUUCUCUAUAUUGCAGUAUAUUAAUAUUAAUGAUAACAUUUAUUUUUUGUAAAAAUUUCAUGAAUAAAAAUUGAGCAAUAAAAUGAGAGCAUAAAAUGCAUGGAGAGUUGAAUUUAUUA